This is a messenger RNA of Carya illinoinensis, 1515 nucleotides long. Its product is annotated as 60S ribosomal protein L4-like. The transcript is spliced from 2 exons. Lineage: Eukaryota; Viridiplantae; Streptophyta; Magnoliopsida; Fagales; Juglandaceae. The coding region runs from base 75 to 1286 and encodes 403 amino acids. Gene Ontology annotation, cellular component: ribosome; cytosolic large ribosomal subunit. Gene Ontology annotation, molecular function: RNA binding; structural constituent of ribosome. Gene Ontology annotation, biological process: translation. The record is from RefSeq and is a predicted model, not a curated record.
AACCUAGUUGGCACCCGUAAACCCUAGUGUGCCUCACCCCAAUAUUCGGUUCCAUUUCCACACACUGAGCACCAAUGGCUGCAGCCGCCGCACGCCCUCUCGUCACCGUUCAAUCACAUGAUGGCGCCGAAUCAACCGACACCGUUCACCUGCCGGACGUUAUGAGGGCCUCUAUCCGACCUGACAUCGUUAACUUCGUCCACGCCAACAUAUCCAAGAACAAACGGCAGCCGUACGCCGUAUCAAAGCGCGCCGGCCACCAGACCUCCGCAGAGUCCUGGGGAACCGGACGCGCAGUUUCCCGUAUCCCCCGUGUUCCCGGCGGUGGAACCCACCGCGCCGGCCAGGGUGCUUUUGGUAACAUGUGCCGUGGCGGCCGCAUGUUCGCCCCCACAAAGAUCUGGCGCCGCUGGCAUCGCAAGGUUAAUGUCAACCUCAAGCGCUACGCCGUUGUUUCGGCCAUAGCCGCAUCCGCCGUCCCCUCCCUCGUUCUUGCCCGUGGACACCGGAUCGAGUCGGUUCCCGAGUUGCCCCUGGUCAUCAGCGACUCAGCCGAGAGCGUGGAGAAGACCUCUGCGGCUCUCAAGGUUCUGAAAGAUAUUGGUGCUCACCCCGAUGCCGAAAAGGCUAAGGACAGCCACUCGAUCCGUCCAGGCAAAGGUAAGAUGCGUAACCGCCGUUACAUCAAUCGCAAGGGCCCUCUGAUUGUUUACGGAACUGAGGGGGCGAAGCUCGUGAAAGCGUUCAGGAACAUUCCCGGGGUCGAUAUCGUGAACGUGGAGAGGCUGAACCUGCUGAAGCUGGCUCCCGGUGGUCACCUUGGGAGGUUUGUGAUCUGGACCAAGUCGGCAUUCGAGAAGCUGGACUCGAUCUACGGGUCAUUCGAAAAGCCUUCGGAGAAGAAGAAGGGGUACGUGCUGCCGAGGUCGAAGAUGGUGAACGCUGACUUGUCUAGGAUUAUCAACUCGGACGAGGUGCAGUCCGUGGUGAGGCCGAUCAAGAGGGAGUUUAAGAGGGCGCCAAUGAAGAAGAACCCACUGAAGAAUCUCAACACCUUGCUGAAGCUGAACCCUUACGCCAAGACCGCCAGGAGGAUGGCUCUUUUGGCCGAGGCAGAACGCGUGAAGGCCAAGAAGGAGAAGCUUGAUAAGAAGAGAAAGCAAGUCACUAAGGAAGAGGCUUCUGCAAUUCAGGCUGCGGGGAAAGCAUGGUACAAGACAAUGAUAUCAGAUAGUGAUUACACCGAGUUUGAGAACUUCACUAAGUGGCUAGGAGUCUCUCAGUAAUUUACCCUUUUUCUUUGUUUGAAAAUCCUGUAGGCCUCUUCAUUUGUUUUACUUGGUGGUACUUUUACGGUUUUGAGACAUGGAUGAUAUUAGGUGGGAGGAAAUGAGAUAUAUGACUUGGAAAUUUUUUUCCUUUCCUCUCACUUUUUCUUUUUAAAAUAUCGAUUUCUGCCUUGGAGUUUGUAUUUUGGAACCGAAAUUAAUUAUUAUAGGUAUUGUAGUUUGUCAA